This is a messenger RNA of Propithecus coquereli (Coquerel's sifaka), 1023 nucleotides long. Its product is annotated as olfactory receptor 5T3-like. The transcript has a single exon. The coding region runs from base 1 to 1023 and encodes 340 amino acids. Gene Ontology annotation, molecular function: odorant binding; G protein-coupled receptor activity; olfactory receptor activity. The record is from RefSeq and is a predicted model, not a curated record. Lineage: Eukaryota; Metazoa; Chordata; Mammalia; Primates; Indriidae. Gene Ontology annotation, cellular component: membrane. Gene Ontology annotation, biological process: G protein-coupled receptor signaling pathway; sensory perception of smell.
AUGGACUCUUUUUUCACAGGAUAUUUCUUUUAUAAUCAAUCAAUAAAAACUGAAAUGGAGGGGUUGUCAUCAGAUUUGGUUACAUACACACUUUAUUUGAAGAACAAGACUGAAGUCACCAUGUUUAUAUUGAUGGGCUUCACGGACGAUUUUGAGCUGCAGGUCUUCCUAUUUUUAUUGUUUUUAGCAAUCUAUCUUUUUACUCUGAUAGGAAAUUUGGGACUGGUUGUAUUGGUCAUUGGAGACUCCCGACUCCACAACCCUAUGUACUACUUUCUGAGUGUUUUAUCAUUCCUGGAUGCCUGCUAUUCUACAGUUGUCACCCCCAAAAUGCUGGCCAAUUUCCUGGCAGAGGAUAAAGCCAUUUCAUUUCUUGGAUGUGCAACACAGAUGCUCCUGUUUGUUACUUUAGGGACCACAGAAUGCUUUCUCUUGGCGGCAAUGGCUUAUGAUCGCUAUGUAGCCAUUUACAACCCUCUCCUGUAUGCAGUGAGCAUGUCACCCAGCGUCUAUGUGCCACUCAUCAUUGCCUCCUAUGGUGGUGGAAUUCUACAUGCUACUAUACAUACGGUGGCUACUUUUAGCCUCUCCUUCUGUGGAUCCAAUGAAAUCAGACAUGUCUUUUGUGAUAUCCCUCCUCUUCUCGCUAUUUCCUGUUCUGACACUCACACAAACCAGCUGCUUCUCUUCUACUUUGUGGGCUCUAUUGAGAUAGUCACCAUUCUGAUUGUCCUAGUCUCCUAUAGUUUCAUUGUGUUGGCAAUUCUGAAAAUGCAUUCUGCAGAAGGGAGACAAAAAGUGUUCUCUACAUGUGGCUCUCACCUAACUGGAGUGACAAUUUACCAUGGGACAAUCCUCUUCAGUUAUAUGAGACCAAGUUCCAGCUACGCUUCAGACCGUGACAUGAUAGUAUCGAUAUUUUACACCAUUGUGAUUCCCAUGCUGAAUCCCAUCAUCUACAGUUUGAGGAACAAAGAUGUAAAAGAGGCCAUGAAAAGACUUUUGAGAGAAAUUGGUUCAUAA